This is a messenger RNA of Schizosaccharomyces osmophilus, 1329 nucleotides long. RefSeq lists its product as uncharacterized. The record is from RefSeq and is a predicted model, not a curated record. Lineage: Eukaryota; Fungi; Ascomycota; Schizosaccharomycetes; Schizosaccharomycetales; Schizosaccharomycetaceae. The transcript has a single exon. The coding region runs from base 1 to 1329 and encodes 442 amino acids.
AUGGAAAUGGAUUCUGAAAAUUCAGGAACUGGAUUUUUCGUUAGUGCGGUGGAUAUGCAAAAUCUCAAAGCGGAAAUAAGCGAUCAACUCAAAGUUAUAUCUGAACAGAUGGUUGCUGCAAAUCAAGAAAAAAUGGCCGAAAAAUUAAGUCAAAUGGAAAUUGACGAAGAUUACAUCGCUGAAGAACCAAUGGACCUAAUUGAAAGUGUUGAGAACGCAUAUGGUAAUAGGGCUGAAAAAUACUUAAGACGAAUUAAUACGAGAGAACCAGAAGUUUAUAAUCCAGAUAAGCAUGAAUUAGAUGAUUUCUUGCGAGACUUGGAAACCAUAUACGAAAUGGUACGUUUGGUGUUUCCUACUGACCAAGAAAAAAUCAUGUAUCUUUAUUCUAAAUCCCAAAGUCAUCAGAGACAACAGAUAAGAGAAGUGGUAAAGAAACCCGGUCCAAAUAGAACGUUCGAUUUUGUAUUCGAAAAAGUUUUUCGAAGCGGAUCAAACGAUUCUUGGGUAGAGACUCUCCAUGAACAUCUGGACAAGGCUACUAAUUCAGAUUUCGAUUUCGCAGAGUACAGAAAAUGGCUUUUAAAUUUGGACAUGGAAACCAACAUAAAGAUCAGUGCAUUCCUAUGUCAAAAAAUGCAUAACCGAAAUCAACUCUUAAAAAAUAAAUAUGAAAAAGGAGAUCCACAAAAAGCCAUGAGAGAAACAAAUCGCCACGCACGGUAUACACCACCUCCAAAACCAACGAAAUAUACAUGCCAACAGUUCUCAAUACCAAAACAGAAAGCUUGGAAACCAAAUAAGCGCGAACAAACCAAGAACUGGGAUGACUCCAAAUAUGGAGCGAAAUCAAAGCCAAGCGAAAGACUAGAUAAGGGAAACAAGUCUAGAAGAGAUGAAGUCGUCUCUAUAAGCAAGACAGUUGUAGGAAAUUCAACAACACACUGCGAAAAGCAAACUUCACAACAUCAAGAUGUCAAAAUUGCAAACCUCAAGGUCAAUGCAUUGAUAGAUACUGGCCCCAACGUAUCCAUCUUAAGAGAAGACCUGGCUAAACAAAUUACGCGUAAAUUUAAUAAAGAAAAUCGAACGUUUCUGGGGAUAACGAACGACAAACUCGAAGUUAAAGGAAAUUUAACAUUGCCAGUAGAAAUAAAUAAACAAAGAUUUAACGAAACGUUUUUAAUUACUCCAACAUCCGAAAACAAAGUUCUCAUCAGAUGGAGCCUCCUGGAAAAAUUGGAAAGUUUAGAUUUUUUAUAUGGCAGCAAGACAAAGGACGAAAAGAAUAACAACAAUAAGGAAAAUCUGAAGGUUCAAGAUAUAUGA